Messenger RNA from Bipolaris oryzae ATCC 44560, 1635 nucleotides. RefSeq lists its product as uncharacterized. Bases 1 to 1635 code for a protein of 544 amino acids. Lineage: Eukaryota; Fungi; Ascomycota; Dothideomycetes; Pleosporales; Pleosporaceae. The record is from RefSeq and is a predicted model, not a curated record. The transcript has 3 exons.
AUGGCACCACUCACACAGGCAGAGAUCAAAACGAUACUCCUUAAAUCUACUACCACAAAUGCAAGACAAUACGAAUACAUAUAUCUUCUUGGGCUUCGUAAACUAUCGAACAGGGAUUCGCGGCGCGGUCUGCAAGGUUUUGAAGGCGUAGCAGGUGAUUUCUACAACGCUUCCAAAGAUGUGGCAAAUGUGAUAUCAGGACGAUACAGAUCGCGAGCCGACCUCCAUGAGAAGAUCAAAACCCAGAAUAACUUUGAGGAACAAGAGGUCGAAGACCUCAUCGACAAGUAUGGUCCACAGGUCUGGAAUAACGGGGAUUUGGGCUUUGUGACCAAAACCGACGAUCAGGGCGAAAAAGAUCAAAGCUACCCACGCCACCUCAUCUACAGCGACGAGAGCGAUCGCGUAAAAAUACGGACUUAUACCUACAGCCUGGUACUGCAAUGCAUGUUUUACAGGUUGAAAGGCCGUCCUACCAAUGAUGUUGCUAUGCAGGCGGGAUUGCCACGCGCAACUUCCCAUAUUCCUGAAAUCGUACGCUCAAGCACAACUCCACCAGACCCCGGUAUCGCAACCAUCAAUACCAUUUCUUCAGCUUCGAGUGGCGACAAACGCUCACGGGACGCCGAUCACUACCGCGUAGCUGUAGCUCAGAUGGUUCCCAACACAUAUACAGGGGGGGGAUCUUCAACUUCUGUCAUGCUACAGUAUACAGCUGUGGACAGCGCUUCCACGAUGAGAAGAAGUGUCACAGAUGCGGAUGAGGACGGCCAGGUGAGAGAAACGUUAUAUCCAGACGAUCCACGCAUACCGACACCGCCUUUGGACCAAGUUUCAAGUGCAGACUCUGAUUAUGAAGAAGAAACAGGCGGAUACACUAUCCAAAACAAACGCGCAAGAUAUAGGCAAGGGGAAACUGCUCUCACAGACUUUAAAUCAAAGCAGUUAGAUGAGUCUGGAAGACGAACCACUAGGUUGAAGAGAAGAGACUAUUCAUCUCCCUGGGUGGGGUCGAAUAGACCUCCAGUAACCACCGUCAACACUGGAGAGCAGGAGCACACUGAGACAGCUCAAGAGCGUGACGAUGACGACCAAACUCAAAUCAAUCAGCGCUCCAUGUACCGCGCGCAACUCGCACUCAACCUCCCUUGCGCCCUCGACCUGCAAACCCAACAUACCCAGGUCCUCGAAGACACGAUUACCCUCAUCGCCGACAUCAGAUCCCUCGACACAACUCUGUCCAAAAGCCCCUUUGACUACCGCAACACAACCUACCAGCUCUUCCUCGACCAGUGGCUCAGCCUCGUUGCCAUCUACCUCACCUUCCGCCGCGCCACAGACUUCCACGACACACUAGCAGCAUGGAACGCGCAUAUCUUAUCUCUGCCCGUAGCCGAGCGCUGGGAAAAAGAACGGCCAUACCUUGUCGCCAGAGUGUCUUUCAGAGAAUGGCGCCUCCGGAACCAAUCCUCGGUUGUACCAACCUGGUCCCGAGAUAUUACAUGGGCGCUGCUCGAAAUGUUGGAUUGGCCGAAGCGCGGAUUGAAGACAGAUGAUAUCCAGGAGAUGAAUAGGCGGGUUCGAGAAUUCAAUGCUGGGCUGAUGGCGUGGUGGGGCGGAUCGCCCUCCUCCUGA